Phragmites australis (common reed) is the source of this 443-nucleotide messenger RNA. RefSeq names its product probable transcriptional regulator RABBIT EARS. NCBI's taxonomy places the organism in Eukaryota, Viridiplantae, Streptophyta, Magnoliopsida, Poales, Poaceae. The coding region runs from base 6 to 341 and encodes 111 amino acids. The transcript has a single exon. The record is from RefSeq and is a predicted model, not a curated record.
GCUCUAUGGAAGGUGGCUUCAACAAGGCUGGUUCACCGGAGGCGUCCGGCGAGGGCUCGAGGCGGGCGCCCGCAGGGGCCUACUACGAGUGCUCCUUCUGCAAGAGGGGGUUCACCAACGCGCAGGCGCUCGGCGGCCACAUGAACAUCCACCGGAAGGACCGUAGCGGCGGCAAGUCCGGGACGGCGCCGCCGGACGCUCCGGGGUGGCAGCAAGAUGACUCUGGCGGCGCCCGGACGUACGGAAGGGAUGUGCACCUGGGGCUCUCUCUGGGGAGGAACGAGGAUAGCAGGGCUGGCGUUGACUUGGAGCUCAGGCUUGGGAGCUAUCCUUAUAACUAGCAGACCUCAAAUUUGCUAAAGUAGUGAAGGAAUCAGCUGUGUGCUGAUCAAUAGGUACGAAGCUAAGUCGAUUAUGCUACUUGUUUAGUUGCUUGAUUUUCA